AAGAUAUACUAAUGUUAACAUGGAAUGUUAAUGAAUACUUUGUCCAUAUAAUUUAGGGCGAGCAACAUUUCCGUCGCAUAAUUUCUCACACCCACACCAAGAUCAUCCAUACGCCAUGGCCGUGGAACUCCUGGAGACUCUAAAAGAAUCCAUCACCGCAUAUACCGGACUCUCUCCAACCACUUUCUUCACUGUAGUUGCUUUAGGACUUGCCAUCUACUAUGUCUUCUCCGUUAUGUUCGGUGGCUCAUCCGAUCAUCAUGUACAACCAAGGUCUAGUUCUUUCGAGGAGUCAGAACCUCUCCCGCCGCCGGUUCAGCUCGGAGAGGUAACCGAAGAGGAGUUGAAGGCGUACGACGGCAACGAUCCUAAGAAACCUCUGCUUAUGGCCAUAAAAGGUCAGAUCUACGAUGUCUCACAAAGCAGAAUGUUUUACGGACCAGGUGGUCCCUAUGCACUGUUCGCCGGAAAAGAUGCUAGCAGAGCUCUUGCAAAAAUGUCAUUUGAUGAGAAAGAUUUGACAGGUGAUAUCAGUGGUCUUGGUAUGUUCGAGAUGGAUGCCUUACGUGAUUGGGAAUACAAGUUCAUGAGCAAGUAUGCUAAAGUAGGAACCAUCAAAACCCCUGAACCCGCAGCAGCACCUGAGCCUGAGUCCACACCCACUGAGCCUGUUCAACCCACUGACACCGAGCCUGUGGCUGUGGUUGCUGCUGCUGCUGCUGCUGAUCAUCACAGCAAGGUUACAGAAGAUGCUCCAUCGGAAAAUGUAAGUACUGUAACAAGUGAAGCCAAUAAAGAAGAAUGAGCCUAUGAUUUGUGAUAAAUGGGUGUAACCAUGGUUUUAAACUUGUUCAUUUUCUUUUCCUUUUAAUAAUAGGGUAUUUGUCAAGAUACAUGGGUGU
Molecule: messenger RNA, 902 nt
Organism: Lactuca virosa
Lineage: Eukaryota; Viridiplantae; Streptophyta; Magnoliopsida; Asterales; Asteraceae
Source: the annotation of a GenBank genome assembly